Arabidopsis arenosa is the source of this 1103-nucleotide messenger RNA. The record is from the annotation of a GenBank genome assembly. NCBI's taxonomy places the organism in Eukaryota, Viridiplantae, Streptophyta, Magnoliopsida, Brassicales, Brassicaceae.
UCUUCUUUCUCUUCCAUUUUUCCAAUCCAAUCGGUCUCAAGUACAGAUCUGAUCAAUUUCUCAUCAAUCAUUUAGCGAUCAAAAGGAAAUGAAGAAUAGUAAAUGUAACCUCAUAGAUUCAAAGCUCGAAGAACAUCAUCAUCUUUGCGGAUCAAAACAUUGUCCUGGAUGUGGUCGCAUGAUUCAAGCUGCUACUAAACCAAAUUGGGUUGGAUUGCCGGCUGGAGUGAAAUUCGAUCCGACAGAUCAAGAACUUAUAGAACAUUUAGAAGCAAAAGUGAAGGGAAAAGAAGAAAAUAAGAAAUGGUCAUCGUCUCAUCCACUUAUAGAUGAAUUUAUUCCCACCAUUGAUGGAGAAGAUGGGAUAUGUUACACUCAUCCUCAGAAGCUUCCAGGGGUGACAAGAGAUGGCUUGAGCAAACACUUCUUCCACAAACCAUCAAGAGCUUACACAACCGGGACAAGAAAACGACGUAAAAUAAUCCAAACGGAUCACGACUCCGAGUUAACCGGAUCAUCAGAAACCAGGUGGCACAAAACGGGCAAAACAAGACCGGUUAUGAUCAAUGGUCAACAAAGAGGAUGCAAGAAGAUAUUGGUACUCUACACAAACUUCGGCAAGAAUCGACGACCAGAGAAAACAAAUUGGGUGAUGCAUCAAUAUCAUUUGGGGAUUAGUGAGGAAGAGAGAGAAGGAGAGCUCGUGGUCUCUAAGAUCUUUUAUCAGACACAACCUAGACAGUGUGUUAGUAAUAUUCAUUGGUCUGAUCAUCAUGGUUCCAAGGACAUUAUUGGAAUUGAUGUCGGAGAUGAGAUUUCCGGCGUAGCUGCCACGUUGCAGAGUCUUGGCUCCGGUGACGUCGUUUCUAGGGCUAAUAUGAAUCCCUAUACAAGAGGCUUUGAUGAGCAGCAGCAAUUGAGGGGUCGGUCGUCUGGUUCGGGAUUAGAAGACCUAAUUAUGGGUUGUACCACAGCUACUUGCAUAGAAGACGAGCAUUCAUCAGAAGCAAACCCACAGCAAAAUGCAGAGUGGUUAACGUUUCCACCUUUCUGGUAGGACCAAAAAAUCAAAUUAUAUACAUCAUUAAAAAAAUUUGUAUUCU